AUGACACCCAAACCCGGAACGACAAUUGGGGAUCACACAAAGAGUUGUUCCGUGCGGGAAUCGAACUCGCGACACGUUAUACGGCAGCCAGUUGCCAAGACACCGCACCAACCAAACCGACGGCAUUUUCUGUCCCUUACGACAACGUUUUGUAUGUUUAUGUCACCACCAUCAUCAGCCUAUAAGUGCCCACUGCUGAGCAAAGGCCUCUUCUCAUACGGAGAAGACGUGCAGGAGAAGGCAAGCGAACUCAGCUCGCUUGCAGGGGAUGGUGAGAGCCAAAGUGGCUCUCGGGCUUGUAGGGAAGCGCUGGUCCCGUCCAGCAAGUCCCGGGCACGGGCCUCGGAGAGGAAGGAGUCGGAUUCGGAGUCCGACUCGUCAUUCUCUGGCGUCAGCAUGGCGCUACGCCAGAAAAAAGACCGUGGCGUAUUUAAACGUCCCAGGCUGGAGGAUGGCCGAGAGGCGUCCUCCAACGAGCCGGAGGCCCCGGCCCCCAAAAUCCCCACGGCUGCGCGGGUCAUAGAUCCAGGGGUGGUAAAGACAGGGGCCUAUAAGUACGAGGAUGGUACUCGCUAUGUUGGUGAGUGGAAUUCUAAGGGCCAGAAGCAUGGUAUGGGACAUCUGGUACUACCUGACGGUACCAGAUAUGACGGAGCCCUGAUUGGGGGUCUCUAUUCCGGACUUGGAGUGAUGGCGUUCCCCGAUGGAGCUAAAUACGAAGGUGAAUUCAUGCAGGGUUGGUUCCAUGGUCAUGGUGUGUUCUGGAGAGCUGAUGGCAUGAAGUUUGAAGGGGAGUUUCGAGGAGGAAGAGUUUGGGGUUUGGACACCACUGAUAUACGGUGA
This is a messenger RNA of Spodoptera exigua (beet armyworm), 843 nucleotides long. NCBI's taxonomy places the organism in Eukaryota, Metazoa, Arthropoda, Insecta, Lepidoptera, Noctuidae. The record is from the annotation of a GenBank genome assembly.